UUUAGACCUUCUGUAUAAGGUCUGUGUUAACUUGAAUAUUUUGUCAAAUUCACAAUGUGAAAAAUGAAAGGCGUCAAAAACGCGCCUAUAGCAAUGGCAUCUUUUUGUAGGCACUAACCACGGUGGUUCGUUGAAUGAAGCUUUUGGAAAAAUGUAUGGAGUUUUUGGAUAAACGCUGAAAUUAAGGUCUGGUAAGCACAGGCUUAGGAUAUUUUAUACGUUUUGUUCUAUGAUAUAAGCUAAUGUCACUUUUUUAAAGCAUUUAUGUCAUUUACAUUGCAUAAAGGCUUCAUAUUUCAUAAAGGUCGUGUUAUCUCAUAGAACAAAACAUAAGAUUUCAUGAGCCUGUGUUAAUAACCUCGGACCUUAUUUUCGGCGUGUAUUCCAAAAAUCCUAUUUCGACAUUCAUUUUGCCUAUAGAAAUGGCUGAAAGAACCAAAGCUAAAUCAUUUCCUGUUUUUAGGACUACAAGCUGGCAAGCUCCUGACACCAAGUCAUAAACCUCGCCCAUUUCCUUUUAAACCUAACCCUGAAUUUAAAUUAAGAGCAAAAAACAUUUUUUAUGUGUGUGUGUCAAUUUUGACUUUCUCGCUGUGGAAUCUGUGGCUUUAUAGAAGCUCGUGGAACCCCCUGGACUACUCUGAUUUUACUCCGCGCGGGACGCAGCAGAAAAGUUAGUCAGUGGGAAAAAAAACUGUAGCAAGAUGAAGGUGAUAACAUGUGAGAUUGCGUGGCACAACAAAGAACCUGUCUACAGUCUGGACUUCCAGCACAACGCAGAGGGCCGCAUACACAGGCUGGCCACAGCAGGAGUGGACACCACUGUCAGGUUGUGGCGUGUGGAGAUGGGGCCUGAUGGGAAAGCAGUGGUGGACUUCCUGUCCAACCUUGCACGGCACACCAAGGCUGUCAACGUGGUGCGCUUCUGCCCCAACAGUGAGCUGCUCGCUUCUGGAGGAGAUGAUUCAGCCAUCCUGCUGUGGAAGCUGAAUGACAAUAAGGAGCCUGAGCAGGCCCCGUCGUUCCAGGAGGAGGAGGAUAGUCAGCUCAACAAGGAGAGCUGGAGCGUGGUCAAGACCCUGCGGGGACAUAUUGAGGAUGUGUAUGAUAUCAGCUGGACCCGUGAUGGGAACUUCAUGGUCUCUGGUUCUGUGGACAACACUGCCAUUAUGUGGGAUGUAACAAAGGGUCAGAAGCUGUGCAUCUUUAAUGACCAUAAGAGCUAUGUGCAGGGAGUGACCUGGGACCCGCUGGGCCAGUAUGUGGCCACACUCAGCUGUGACAGGGUGAUGCGUGUGUACAGUACUCAGAGCAGGAGGAAAGUCUACAGUGUCAGUAAGAUGAGCUCUGGAUCAGCUGCGGAGGGAGAGGUGAAACAGUACCGAAUGUUCCAUGACGACAGCAUGAGGUCUUUCUUCAGACGCCUCACCUUCACACCGGAUGGCUCCUUCCUGCUCGCCCCAGCAGGGUGUGUGGAGGCGGGGGAGAACAUCACCAACACCACCUACGUCUUCUCCAGGAAGAGCCUCAAGAGGCCCAUAGCUCACCUGCCCUGCCCUGCUAAAGCCACCCUGGCUGUACGCUGUUGCCCCGUCUACUUUGAGCUGAGGACCAAGAAGGGAGAGGAUGGCAGUGCCCAACCCCUGCCCAACACGUUUGGCUUGCCCUACAGACUGGUGUUUGCUGUGGCCUCUGAGGAUUCCAUCUUCCUUUAUGACACUCAGCAGACCCUACCUUUCGGCUACGUCUCCAACAUCCACUACCACACACUCAGCGACCUCACCUGGUCUCGGGAUGGUUCCUUCCUGGCGGUGUCGUCUACAGAUGGCUACUGCUCCUUCCUGUCCUUCUCCCCUGGCGAGCUGGGCACGCCCCUCAAGGAGCCCCCUGUCCUGGAGGUCGUCACCCCUGGCAACGGGCUCGAAAAGAAGGGCAAGAAGGUUGCAACGGCCCGCACGGUGUCCCCCGUCCCCAAAACAACAGAGCGCACCGCCCCUAUUCACCCCACCCCUAAAGAGGCCCCCAGCACCCCCAUCUCCUCCCUCACCUCCCCUGGCCCCCCCGUGACCCCUGGGGGAGAGGAGAAGAAGAACCCUGGUAGGGCCAAGACCAAGCCCCGUAGGAUCACCCUCAACACCCUGGAGGGGUGGGGCAAGCCCAGCACCCCCAAAGCACCUGCUGCUAGUGCCCCCAAAACCCCCACCAUGGCCAGCACCAGCACACCCUCCACCCCUCAGCAGCCUCGCCUCACCCUCUCUACCCCCAACACCCCCCUCGCCCCCUCUAUAACCCAGCCCUGCCUCACGCCAAAAGCCCAAAGCAGCAGUGGUAAACCCCUGGGCCCCAGCACCCCUAAAGCUAGCACCACCCCUAAAGGGCCUGCCCCCAGACGGAUAUCUCUGACUCCUGUCAUCUCCAGAUCUCCAGCUGCCUUCAGCACACCCUCCUCCACAGAGAAAGCCAAACAUGAACGGCCCUCUCCCCCCACUGACCCUGUGUGCCAGCCCCCAGAGUCCAAGCGGACCAAAACCAACACCCUGGCAGGCAAGACAGGGGUGGCUCCAGCCUCAGGGUCAACACCCAAACCCUAAGGACCCCAUGUUACUAAGAACACUGAAGCACGAGUACAGAGCAGCACAGAGAGUGGUGUCAACAUGCAACUCACAUAUUAUCCUCCUACACACACACACACUUUGAGUUUAGCUUACUGAACUGCAUAGACUGGUGUUGUCAGCUAAAACACACAAGUUCACAGAGCGAAGACUGGCAUUUUUCUUCUAACGUUAUUAUGUAACUUCACGUUCUCAAUCUGUAGCUCUUUUUGGUGGAUAACUAGGUUGUGAAAUUUAAAUAAAGGAUAUGAAACAAAAAGUUUAAAAUAAGAUAAACCACCUUAGUCUAAAAGAAGCCUAGAUCACGUAUGAAACUCAAUGGUCAUUGACUUUUAGUCAGAAUUAUUGUCUAAGUAUUAUAUUAGUACACUAUAUAUACAGUGCCUUUUGGAAAGUAUUCAGACCACUUGACUUGUUACACAUUUUCUAAUGCGACAGCCUUAUUCUCAAAUGUAUUACAUAAAACAUUUUCCUCAGCAAUCUACACACAAUACCCCAUAAUGACAAAGUGAAAACAUGUUUUUAGACAUUUUUGCAAAGUUAUUAAAAACAAACCUUUUCUA
Oncorhynchus gorbuscha (pink salmon) is the source of this 3175-nucleotide messenger RNA. RefSeq names its product chromatin assembly factor 1 subunit B-like. Gene Ontology annotation, cellular component: nucleus; CAF-1 complex. The transcript has 15 exons. Gene Ontology annotation, biological process: DNA replication-dependent chromatin assembly; nucleosome assembly. The coding region runs from base 705 to 2591 and encodes 628 amino acids. Lineage: Eukaryota; Metazoa; Chordata; Actinopteri; Salmoniformes; Salmonidae. Gene Ontology annotation, molecular function: protein binding. The record is from RefSeq and is a predicted model, not a curated record.